Molecule: messenger RNA, 2422 nt
Organism: Vigna radiata var. radiata (mung bean)
Lineage: Eukaryota; Viridiplantae; Streptophyta; Magnoliopsida; Fabales; Fabaceae
Exons: 5
Coding region: 692-1948 (418 amino acids)
Biological process (GO): regulation of flower development
Cellular component (GO): nucleus
Molecular function (GO): protein binding
Source: RefSeq, a predicted model, not a curated record
AAUAAAAUAAUAAAUUAAAAAAAUAAAAUUAUAUAGGUGAAUUGACGGGUCAACCCGAUCCACCAUGGGUUCAACUCGCAUGAACCGGAUUUAAAUGAAUCAGAUUGAAAUUUGACCCACAUAAAAAAAUUUAAUUUCUUCAAACCCAACUCGAUCCAAACGCGUGGUGAGCCGGAUUAGCUCGCAGGUUGUGACCCAUUAAAAUUAGUUAAAUAAAGGGUAAAAAAAUUUGGUAUGUGAUAGAAUAUUUUGUAAUCAGUAUAUAAGAAUAUUAGAAAAAAAAAAAAGAAUAUAAAGAAAGAGAGAGAGUGUGGGAAAGGCUUGGUCAACAGAAAAUCCAAGUGUUGCAGUGAAUGAAUGAAUGGGGCAGCGUGUGUGUCGCGUUGACGCCAGGCUGACGCCUAAAGGGACAAGGCAAUGGCCCUAUAUAUCAACAUAACUAAUUCUUUCAGUCUUUGAGACCCUCAUACUCUCCAUCAUCCUAGCUAACUAACCUCUUAUCACAUAACUUCCCCUUCUUUCUCUCCCUUCUCCGACACACGUGUCUCUCAACACAAUUUUCCAACAUUUUCCACUUCUUACUACAAUUAUAUAUGUACCAUCUCUCCCUCCACAUAUACCUUUUUGUCUACAUAUUCUAUUUUCUUAACUUUCUGGGCUGGCUUCAUUACCUCUUGCCAGGGGAUACACCAUGUUGCAGGAUGUUUUUGAUCAGCCACUUCCACCAAAGGCCGAACCGCAACAGCAAGUCCCCAUUGAAGAAAUUUCAAGCCCUUUUAGUAGUGCUCGAAUUUUCGAAUUUUGUAACGCUGAAUUUUUCCCAGAGGCUUUGCCAAAUUCUGAGGUUACUUCCAGCUCAAACUGUUGCUAUGAGGAGAACUCCUCGUAUGCCACAACAAACAAAUCUUUAACUGUAGAUGUAGAAAAUAAAUUGAAUAGCAAUAGCAACACAGUCACCACACCAACUAGCAUUACCACCACCACCAACAACAACACAACCAACAGUAGUAACCUAUCUAUUAUCUUAGACCCCCAAGAUGAAAUGGACAACAAUGACAUCGCUGCCUCCAUAGACUUUUCACUAUCUCCAUCUUUCAAUGUUCCUCCAUUUCUCCCAGUCACAUCCCAGCAAGAACAGUUUGAUUUCUCUUAUGUGCAGCCUCAGGUCCAAUUACCAGCAUUUUCAGUUGUGGAGGGCUUCUCUCAGUAUCCCACUGACCCCGUUGCUCCUCCACUUAUGGGGGCUCCAUUACCUUCUGUAUUUGAAGAGGAUUGCAUAUCUUCUGUUUCUUCUUAUGUGCCUCUCAACCCUUCAUCUCCUUGCACUUAUCUCAGUCCUGGCAUGCCACCAUACAUGCCUACCGGCCCCCUUACUAGUGCCUUAUCAACGGAUAGUUCUGGAUAUUUUGGUGGGAACAUUCUUCUUGGUUCUGAACUUCAGACACAAGAAUUGGAAUACCAAGGAGAAAAUGGAAGAAUGUAUUGUACAGAUUCAAUUCAGCGGGUGUUUAACCCUCCAGACCUUCAGGCACUUGGUACUGAGAGUCAGCAACUAGUUCCCGGGGGUGGUAGUUCUGCCACUCUAACACCUGAAAUUUCUAACUUAGAGGACUCCUCAUUCAAAGUUGGAAAACUUUCUGUUGAGCAAAGGAAAGAAAAGAUCAAUAGAUACAUGAAGAAAAGAAAUGAAAGAAACUUCAGCAAGAAAAUUAAGUAUGCCUGCCGCAAAACUCUGGCAGACAGCCGACCUCGGGUUCGAGGAAGGUUUGCAAAGAAUGAUGACUUUGGAGAAACCAAUAGAACUACUAGUAGCAAUCAUGAAGAUGAUGACGAAGAAGAAGUAGUUGUGAAGGAUGAAGAUGAUAUGGUUGAUUCCUCAGAUAUUUUUGCUCAUAUCAGUGGGGUAAACUCCUUCAAAUGCAACUAUUCCAUCCAGUCCUGGAUUUGACUUAAUAGUUUGAGCAGUAUACCUACAUUUAGCUUCUGUAGAUUUUUUCAUGGCCACAUACCACCCCACAUUUCUCCUAUCUGGUUUUGAUGGACGAGGAAACCGAAUAAUUGGGGUCCUAAUACUAUACAAUAAGUGAAUGAAGAACAUAUAGAAAAAACCUGUAUACAUUUUUUGCAGACAUUACCUUUCCUUUUUACUUGAGUGUACUAAGAACCACAUGAUGUAUUAACUAAAAAAUUUUAAUUGUCUCCCUGUACUACUGGAGUUCAUAUGUACUUUCUUUUAUAAUAGUGAGGAACUAGUGUUGGCUACAUUGAAGGGCUUAAGCCAAACCUUUAAUUAGUUUUGUUACUUGGUUUGAAUCUGUUUGUCUCUGGUUGAUAAAAUUAUAAAAAAAAAAAGGUAUCCUCUUAAUGAUUUAUUUGAUUGAUUAGAUUGAUUAAUCAUAAUAUAAAAGUUUUAAGUAAUAAG